This is a messenger RNA of Tinamus guttatus (white-throated tinamou), 594 nucleotides long. NCBI's taxonomy places the organism in Eukaryota, Metazoa, Chordata, Aves, Tinamiformes, Tinamidae. The record is from RefSeq and is a predicted model, not a curated record.
AUGAGAACCUUCAACUAUUACUCCCUAUGUGCAGUGCAGAAAAACAGCAGUGAGGCAGAAGUGAACCCCAAAGCCUACCCACUGGCUGAUGCACAGCUCACCAAAACACUCCUGGAUCUCGUGCAGCAAUCCUGCAACUACAAGCAGCUACGCAAGGGAGCCAACGAAGCCACUAAGACACUGAACAGAGGAAUAGCAGAAUUCAUUGUGAUGGCUGCAGAUGCUGAGCCCUUGGAGAUCAUCCUCCAUCUCCCUCUUCUCUGCGAGGACAAGAACGUGCCCUACGUCUUUGUGCGCUCCAAGCAGGCCCUGGGCCGGGCAUGUGGUGUCUCCCGGCCCGUCAUUGCCUGCUCCAUCACUAUCAAGGAGGGGUCGCAGCUGAAGCCUCAGAUCCAGUCUGUGCAGCAAGCUAUAGAAAGACUGUUGGUCUAAAUGCCCAUGAGUUCAUGUGGAAUAGGACAAGCUGGAGUUGAGGGAAAUAAUAUUGAGCUGUAGUUGAUGCGGUAAUAGUUUUGAUACCAGUGUUUCAUUUCAAAAUGUUUUUUUUGUUUGUUUCUUUAAUAGUGACUUAAUUCUGAAAGCGUUUCUGCCUCU